This is a messenger RNA of Protopolystoma xenopodis, 204 nucleotides long. Lineage: Eukaryota; Metazoa; Platyhelminthes; Monogenea; Polystomatidea; Polystomatidae. The record is from the annotation of a GenBank genome assembly.
AUGUUUGAGGCCUUUGGCAGAUGGCCAAGCAGACAGGCGGCUUGUGCCUCUCUAGAAAGGAUCGACUCAAGGCACGGCCUGUUGAUUCCGUUAGGCUGGAACCUGAUAGGCAAUUCCCAAGUUCGUGAUAGCAACAAGAUGAUCUGGCCGGAGACUCUGAUCAAGAGGCACGCCUUCCUUGAUCCUCGCAUCAACUUAGAGUGA